AUGCCGCAGCAGCCCGAAGCAAAAUUUCUCCGUGAGCUGACCGAAGUCCCGGCCGGCUGGCCCCUGGCGACCGUCAUCGACGCCUUCGUCCACUUGGCUUGUGAUGCGGCGAGCCGAGCUCUUGAGGCGCUGAGCCAUCGGCUCGUGGAGCUCUGGGCCUCGCAGCCGGCGGAGGCCGAGGCCUGGCUCCAGCGGUGCCGGGAGCGCUUCGCAACGGAGCUCGCGGGCCAGGCGACGAGGCCGGAGCAGCUGAGCGAGGCGCUGCUCCGGCACGGCGCGGCCGAGUACGGCAAGUACGAAUACUGCGUUUCUCCGUGCUGGCGCUUCUGCGAGGCCGGGCUCCUGCGAGAUGAGCCGUGCGGCUCAGCAGCGGACCGGGAGUACUGGGCGGCUGAGUACCUGCAGGAUCCCGACGCCCGCCCUCGCUGCCGGGAGCUCGCGGAGCGGCUCGGGCAGGCCGAGAGCCAGGAGACGGCGCGGAAGCGGCAGAAGCUCGAGGAGGAGACCUCCGAGCGCCGGCGCCUCGAAGCGGAGCUCCAGAAGUCGCAGGAGGAGGGCCGAGAGCUACGCAAUCGCCUGGCUGUGGCGGAGGCGGAGGUGUCAUUCAAGACCGCGGAGCUCCAAACUGCGCGGAGCGAGAGCGCCAAGUGCAAGGAGCGGUGCGAAGAGCUCGUACGUCGCGCAACAGGUGCGGAGGCAGCCGUGGCGGAGAUGCGGCAGGAGCUCGGGCAGUUGCAGGAGGAGCACAGCCAGUGCCAAGAGCGUUGUGAGGAGCUCGUGGCUCGGUUGGAGGCAGAAGCAGCUGAGCAUGCCACGACCAAAGAGCAUCUCUCACAAGCCGAAUCCGAUGCUGCGGAAAGGAGGAUGGAGGUGGAGCGGCUGCAAGAGGAGAGUCGCAGCUACCAGGAGCGCAGCCAGCUCGCGGAGGCGCGCUUGGCAGAGGCCGGGAGCCCGGCCGAGAAGUCGGUGCUCCAGCAGCUGCUGGCGAAGGCAGAGGCCGAAAGAUCAGGGAUGCUCGGUCAGCUGCAGGUUUUGUGGGAAGAGAAGGGCAUGCACAAGGAGCGCAUCCGUGAGCUGGAGCGCCAGCUUCGUGCGCCGAAGCAACGCGAAGCCCAUCAUGCUGGUGCGCUCGCUUGCCAUGGCCUGGCAUUCAGUGAAGUGGCCUCCAACAGCCAGGAGCCCGAUCUUGCUGAGCAGCUGGGUUACAGCGUCGUGGAUGACGGCGGCACAUCUUCUUCGGUCUUGAGCUGCUCCUCGUGGUUCUCAGUGAAGCCGGAUGCCAUGAAGCCUCACUGCUUCAUGGUCGAUGCCAUCUUCAAGACCCGUAGCUACGGGGCGGACUUCUUCUUAAUGGGCAGAGACCUCAAGAAAGGGUCGCAGGUGGUGGCCGGAGAUGAUGCCUCUAUCCUGGAGGUGGCCAAGACGCCGGAGAUCUGCGAUGCCAGCGAGGUCGUGGAGUUGCAGGCGGGCACUGCAACUUUGCGGGUGACUCCAGACCACUUGGUGCAGGUGGCUGAUGCGAAGGGCGAGGUGGAGGAAAGCCUCUACCUCGAGGCUGGCAAGCUGAAGGCGGGCGACCUGGUGAUGCUCGACUCCGGCGACGUGGCGGCCCUUACCAGCGUUACCAUUCGGCCGCUGGCCUGCCAGGUGCUGAAGAUCGUCUUUGAGCCCUACCUGCCCGUGGCGGUCUUCUCCCGCCCGACUUGCAUCCUCAGCCUUGGCCACAAGAAGGCGGUCAUUCGUCGUGGUGGAAGGAGCCAGGCAGGUCCGGGUCCCUCGGAUGCAAGCAUGGAUGGCAGGGCCUCCAUCCCGAUCACGGCGGGUGAGUACAUGGACUAG
Molecule: messenger RNA, 1839 nt
Organism: Symbiodinium sp. CCMP2456
Lineage: Eukaryota; Dinophyceae; Suessiales; Symbiodiniaceae
Source: the annotation of a GenBank genome assembly